Molecule: messenger RNA, 2661 nt
Organism: Lingula anatina
Lineage: Eukaryota; Metazoa; Brachiopoda; Lingulata; Lingulida; Lingulidae
Biological process (GO): piRNA processing; nucleobase-containing compound metabolic process
Cellular component (GO): PET complex
Molecular function (GO): nucleic acid binding; 3'-5' exonuclease activity
Source: RefSeq, a predicted model, not a curated record
AAGUCUAGUACAGUCAUAGACCUUGCCUUAGCGUCAUAAACCAGUUACAAUUUCAGGGACAUUGGUGUAUACUCGUACAUUGUAAGAUCGAGAGGAAACCAUGGCAGAAAUUAAACACUCGGAAAUAACCAAGGAAGCGCCAAGGACGCCGAAUGUUGAAGUUAAAGGGUCCGCUCUGGGAUACACCAAGAGCAGCGUUGCAGAGAGUGUGAAAAAAGACAACGCCUUAGUUUCAAAGGAGGAAGCAGAUGGCGCCAAACCAUGCACUUUAAUUGACACUACAGCGAGCCUACAGUCUACAAGUGGAACACUCAGAGGUAUGGGUACAAAAGACCCAAAUCUUGCCGUGGAUGGGAAAGGCAGUGUCUCCGAGCCCUACACUUUGGUUGACACUAAAGAGGGCCUUGAAACUGCACUCAAAACCCUGAAAAGUGUGAGUAAAGAAGGUCCAAAUCUUGCCGUCGAUGGUGAAGGUGUUGAUUAUUCCAGAAGAGGAACGCUGUCUUUACUUGCCGUUGCAACAAGAGAUCACGUGUUCUUGUUUGAUAUGAUCAAGCUCGGACAAGUCGUUUUUGAUCGCGGGCUUCGCGAGAUUCUCGAGGAUCCUACACGCGAAAAGCUGAUGUUCGACUGCCGCGAAGAUUCAGAUAUCCUCUGGCAUAACCACCACGUGAAACUUGACGGUGUCCUGGAUAUACAGAUUUUGCAAGUUAUGUAUAGUAAUAGAGAUAACUCGGAUCUCUCGCCAUUUGGUCAAAAACGAUGUGCCAUAGCACCUUGCGAAAAGGUAUUUAGCUUGCUGCAUUGCCUUGUGCACUACACUGACGUCGUUACAUCCAUUAAAAUAAAUAAAUCAGUUGGGUCAUUCUUUUUUCUAUCAACUAAGAAGUGGAUGGACAGACCCUUACCUGCGGACAUGAUUAAGUACGCAUGCGUCGAAGUAUCAACCUUAUUUGGCCUCUACGAAAAAAUGAAAAUGAGCAACGAGGACAUGAGACGGUUGAAGACUGCAUCAUCGCGCUACGCCGAUCUGAAGCGUUCGCUCACCGUACGCCGUUUUGACGAAUUUGAAAAAAAUGGGUACCUGCCACUACAUAUAAUACCUCCAAAAGGAUAUGUUGGCUUUUCGGACUAUCAGUCCAAUAAAGGCACCGAGUGCACGGGUUGUAAAAGGCGCUUUCCGCGGGAAGCGUUCACUUACACACAGCUUAGAAAAGGAGAACAAAAAUGCAGAGUUUGCAGGAAGGUGAAAAACGAAAUUGAUGUUCAGAGUAACAGAGAAGACAAUUGGGCACGUGAUUGCUCUGACGACAGUGCUGUAUACUACUCCACGGAUGAAAAUGAGGAUUAUCCUUACUGGUAGGAGGAACGGAAAAGUGUUUUAAUUUUCAGGGCCGUUUGAUUGACGCGCAGGUUGUACGUAUAUGUGUGGAAGCUUGAGAAAGCAAAAAAGCAUAGUCUUCUUAUAUACAGAUGAUCCUCUACCAUGGUCACAGAUUGAUUUUUUACGAGUUAAAUAUGUACCAAAACGAGCAGAGAAUAAGUCUAUACUAAAUAUAUUCCGAUUGCCGUUAUUUUUUCCCUGAAAGACUUUGCUUGGUAUAAAUUCAGGGUGAGUUAAAAACAACAACAUGAUGUGACUAUUUUACGGAACGUUAUUGAUAUAGUUGUUUACUGCAUGCACUUUGAACGUUCUCAGCAUAAUUUACUCGUUUCACUUUCAGUUUGCAGCGUUUUUUUUUUAAUGAUUUACAAGGAAACUACGGGGGGCAGUAUGCACGACGGUAGGAUGUUGACGUACUUCGUAUUAGUAUUUUUACAAUGUUGUCCCCAUUUUUGCCUCUUUGCAACCCCACAAAUUGAAAUGUGUGCACUGUUUCUUUGGAAAUUUUAUUUUAAAUGUAGAUAUUUCAGGCGCACACAUUAAUGUUAAAUGUCAACACUAUUCAGUGUUUAUUAUUAGUCUGCUUCAUUUCUCUUAGUAUUGGGACUUUCAAUUAAUGCGGCCGUCACCGGCCAAAUUUCGAACAUCAUACUUGAGUUUGUCACAUUACUUUAUAAGCAUGUCGUUAUAUUCAAAUUAGUUAGGAUCAAGUAGACAUAAAAAAAACUAUGCUUUGUUUAGUGAAAGGGCAGGUUGGCUUCAAAAAUAAACAUGAAUGGACCCAUGAAUGAAUAAUUUCCACAAAUAUUGCGUCAAUGAAGUAUUCAACUUUUUAUGUAAAAUUGUAAAUAGUGUCGGUCAAAUGAGGCUUAAUAGCAAAUAAAAUGCAGGUAACCAAAGGAAAUCAAUAACAAGAUGAUAGAAAUAUCGGUAAAUGUCAACAUAUUGAAUAUGCAUUUGUGGUGCUUUUGCCACAUCGAACAGAACAACAGAGUAGCCUCUUUUUAAUUUUGUUUCUACCACUCAAUAGUAAUGUUUAAAUUUGAAGAAAUUAUGAUUUAAAGGGGCAGUAUUGGUAAAAUUCCCUAUUUUCUCCCAUUUAAAACAUUGGGUAGUUACCAUAUUUAAUGCCACUUAUACCGCUGAAUGAAUUCACAGACAGCUUCAGUGUUCUUCUUUACAUGUAACUAUAAAAUAAUAACAAAAUGAAAUAAAACUGAUUCAAUAGAUAAAUGAUAUAAAUUGUCUGUUUUAUUGAUAUGAAAUUUAAUGGACUA